AUGGUGGAACUCUUAUUUCUCCUGUCCUUUUUGGUCGAACUACAAAGUAAUUGCUUUCAUAUGAAUCUUGAGAGCAUAAUAAUGAAAGAAGGAGCGAUUGUUAUUUCAAUGCUCUUUAAGAGACCAGUUUCAUGGUUGUCUUUUCUUGUCCCACCAGUUCUUUACGUUGUAGGACUUGGGUUCUCACAAAUCCUCCUAAUGUCAACUGCUUUGUUCUUCUCAUCUUUCUUCUUUCCUCUCUCAAUCCAAAAACCAAACCCUCUAAUAGACUCCAAGGUUCAAGAUCAUGAACAAGAUCAAGACAAUUUUUUAGCGCACAUCGAAAUACCUACAACCAAUGAGGAAAUCGUCAGAACUAAUGACGAAGAUGAAGGAACAAUUCCUGAUGAGGAAAGCCUCAUAGAGCUCUCCUUACCUAGCGGUCACUACGUUGGCCACCACUUCAGUACUAUGGCUGGACAUCAAGAUUUCAGGCUUAUCCAACUAUCAGCCGAGUUUGAAGAUGAUAAUCUAAUCGAAAUUGACAUUUCCAUCGGAUCCAUCAAGUGCUCCGGCUUUCAGAUCAAAGCCUGA
Eutrema salsugineum is the source of this 573-nucleotide messenger RNA. RefSeq lists its product as uncharacterized. The record is from RefSeq and is a predicted model, not a curated record. The coding region runs from base 1 to 573 and encodes 190 amino acids. The transcript has a single exon. Lineage: Eukaryota; Viridiplantae; Streptophyta; Magnoliopsida; Brassicales; Brassicaceae.